AUGGAAACUACACCCUUACUGACGAGAUCAAAAAAGACAUCCGUCUGGUCAAGAUUUAAUUUUUUUAGAUUUCGUAAGAAGGAAUUAAGCUCUAGAGUUAUAUAUAUAGGACAAUUACCUGCAGAUGAGUUUCCACCAAAUCAUAUCUGUAAUCAGAAAUAUAGUUUUAUUACAUUCCUGCCAUUAGUAUUGUAUGAACAGUUUCGUUUCUUCUUAAAUUUAUAUUUUCUUGUGAUGGCUGUUAGUCAGUUCAUUCCUAGCAUCCGCAUUGGAUAUUUAUAUACAUACUGGGGUCCGUUGUGUUUUGUGCUUGCAGUAACAUUGUUUAGGGAGGCUGUUGAUGAUUUUAGACGAUACAGAAGAGAUAAAGAAGUAAAUAGACAGUUGUAUGAGCGUAUAGUUUUAGAUACACUUACUGAUGGCUACCGUCCAUUCUAUACAGAACAUGUGCCUGCUUCAGCUCUUAGAGUUGGUGAUAUUGUUAUGCUUCAUAAAGGUCAGAGGGUUCCAGCAGAUAUGAUAUUGCUGAGAACAAAUGAGACAAUGGGUACUGUGUUUAUACGUACAGAUCAGCUAGAUGGAGAGAUUGAUUGGAAAUUGAGAAUUCCUCUACCAUCAACACAAAAACUGCCAACUGAUGCGCACCUUCUGGAUAUAAACGCGCAAAUUUUUAUUGAGAAACCAGAAAAAGACAUUCAUUCUUUCAUUGGCACUUGUACUUGUUUGGAUGAGGAGGAAAGUGAUUCUCUUGACAUUGAAAAUACACUAUGGAGUGGAUGCGUUGUUGCUUCAGGACAAGCUACUGGAUUGGUCAUUUAUACUGGCACCGAAACUCGCAGUGUUAUGAACAAUGCAGUACCUCGAUCGAAAGUGGGCCGUUUGGAUCUACAAGUCAAUAAUCUCACCAAAGUACUCUUUGUGGCAACACUGUUCAUCUCCUUCCUUUUGAUAGUCCUCAAAGGGUUUGAUGGACCUUGGUAUGGCUUCCUCUUCAGAUUUGUUCUGUUGUUUUCUUACAUUAUACCAAUCAGUUUAAGGGUAAACCUCGACAUGGGCAAAGCAUUUUAUUCAUGGACUAUACAACGCGAUAAUCGUAUAGAGGGUACAGUGAUGCGUUCCACUACGAUACCUGAAGAGCUUGGCAGAAUACAAUACUUGCUAGCUGACAAAACUGGCACUUUAACAAAGAAUGAGAUGGUUUUCCAGAAGCUGCAUCUUGGAAACGCUCUGUUCGACAGUAAUAAUUUUCAUGAGGUGGAGGCUUUCCUAACACAAUACGUGACGAACGACGCGCCGUCUCUACCCACAUCUCCAAGCAGUCAGACGGUCGAAGCUCUAGCACCGACUCCUCGCCAAAUAUGGGAUGUUGUGUUGGCUUUAGCGCUCUGCCAUAAUGUGACGCCAGUAUAUGAAUUUGAUCAGCGGGCGGACGAGGCACAGUCGGACAUGGGCAGCUCGGUGAUGUCGGAAAGCUGCAGCGGCGCGGUGCCGCAGCAGCAGCUGUGCGACUACCAGGCCUCCAGCCCCGACGAGGUGGCGCUCGUCAAGUGGACCGACAUGAUGGGUGUAUCACUGUACAAAAGAGAUUUGCACAACAUAUCACUGAAGCUACGCGCGGCUAAUGAGAUUAUGCAAUUUACUAUUCUUCAAGUUUUCCCUUUCUCUAGCGAAAGUAAAAUGAUGGGCAUUAUAGUACAGGAAGAAAACACAGGCGCCAUAACCUAUUACGUAAAAGGCGCUGAUGUAGCUCUGUCUAAACUUUUGGACUCUUCGUGGCUCAGUAGCGAGUGCAGCAGACUAGCAGCCGAUGGGCUCAGGACAUUGGUAGUCGCCAAAAAGACAUUGUCCAAGAAUGAAUAUUUGGAAUUUGAGAGCGAAUACAAGGAGGCGCGGCUGAGCAUGACGGCGCGCAGCGAGCGCACGGCGGCGGCGCUGGCGCGGCUGCGGUGCGGCCUGACACUGCUGGCGCUCACCGGCGUCGAAGACCGCCUCGCCGACCACGUGCCGCGCACGCUCGCCAUGCUGCGCGCCGCCAACAUAAAGAUCUGGAUGCUGACGGGCGACAAGCUGGAGACGGCGCUGUGCAUCGCACGCUCGCUGCAGCUGGGCGGCGGCACGCAGUGGCUGGCCGCCAGCGAGUGCAGCUCGCGGCGCCAGGCACACGCCCUGCUGCAGUCCCUGCAGCGCGCAGACGACUCCACCGACCUCAUCAUUGAGGGGGAAACCCUCGAGGUGUGCCUGCGGUGCUACGAGGAGGAGUUCGUGGCGGUGCUGCGGCGCUGCUCAGGCGUGGUGGUGGCGCGCUGCUCGCCCACGCAGAAGGCGCGAGUGGCGCAGCUGCUGCGCGCGCGCGGACACGUCGUCGCCGCGGUCGGCGACGGCGGGAACGACGUCGCCAUGAUACAGGAGGCCGACAUAGGCGUGGGCAUUGAGGGUGCCGAGGGACGCGCGGCAUCGCUGGCGGGCGACGUGAGCGUGCGCACGUUCAGCUCGCUGGCGCGCCUGCUGCUGGUGCACGGGCGCCGCGCUGCCAUGCGCUCCGCCGCGCUUUGCCUUUUCAUCGUGCACCGCGGCCUCGUCGUCUCCACCAUGCAGGUGCCUCGCUCCUCUCCCUCCACACGUGCGCGCGUUCAGCUCGCUGGCGCACCUGCUGCUGGUGCACGGGCGCCGCGCCGCCAUGCCCUCCGCCGCGCUCUGCUUCUUCAUCAUGCACCGCGACCUCGUCGUCUCCACCAUGCAGCUCGCUGGCGCGCCUGCUGCUGGUGCACGGUCGCCGCGCCGCCAUGCGCUCCGCCGUGCUCUGCCUCUUCAUCGUGCACCGCGGCCUCGCCGUCUCCACCAUGCUGCCUCGCUCCCCUCCCUCCACACGUGCGCGCGUUCAGCUCGCUGGCGCGCCUGCUGCUGGAGCACGGGCGCCGCGCCGCAAUGCGCUCCGCCUCUUCGUUGUGCACCGCGGCCUCGUCUCCACCAUGCAGGUGCCUCGCUCCCCUUCCUCCACACGUGCGCGCGUUCAGCUCGCUGGCGCGCCUGCUGCUGGUGCCCGGGCGCCGCGCCGCCAUGCGCUCCGCCGCCCUCUGCCUCUUCAUCGUGCACCGCGGCCUCGUCGUCUCCACCAUGCAGGUGCCUCGCUCCCCUCCCUCUUCACACGUGCGCGCGUUCAGCUCGCUGGCGCGCCUGCUGCUGGUGCACGGGCGCCGCGCCGCAAUGCGCUCCGUCGCGCUCCGCCUCUUUAUUGUGCACCGCGGCCUCGUCUCCACCAUGCAGGUGCCUCGCUCCCCUCCCUCUCCACACGUGCGCGCGUUCAGCUCGCUGGCGCGCCUGCAGCUGGCGGUGUUCUCGGUGGUGUUCUACUUCUCGUCAGUAUCUCUCUACCCCGGAUUUCUUAUGGUCGGAUACGGAACUGUUUUCACUAUGCUACCAGUUUUCUCUUUAGUUCUUGACAAGGACAUCCCGAGCUCGACGGCACUAAGGUACCCUCAACUGUAUAGACAGUUAACAAAUGGAAGACAACUCUCAUAUAAAACUUUUUAUAUAUGGAUUGGUAUAUCUAUCUAUCAAGGCGGCGUCAUCAUGUACGGCGCUAUUGUACUAUUUGAAGACCAGCUGAUCCACAUAGUGGAGAUCAGCUACACGGCGCUGAUCCUUACCGAGCUGAUCAUGGUAGCGCUGACCGUGGUCACGUGGCACCGCCUCAUGAUCCUGGCCGAGCUGGUCAGCCUGGCCAUGUACACGGCAACGCUUUUUAUAUUCACAACGUACUUUGAUGCGGACUUCAUCCGCCAUUGGGACUUCUGGUGGAAGGUGACAACAAUAACCCUGGUGUCAUGUAUGCCGCUGUACAUCGUGAAACAUAUGCAUAGAAAGUGGAGAGACCGUCAGUACAAGAACAUUCGAAAAUAA
This is a messenger RNA of Parnassius apollo (apollo), 3900 nucleotides long. The record is from the annotation of a GenBank genome assembly. NCBI's taxonomy places the organism in Eukaryota, Metazoa, Arthropoda, Insecta, Lepidoptera, Papilionidae.